Messenger RNA from Knipowitschia caucasica, 1068 nucleotides. NCBI's taxonomy places the organism in Eukaryota, Metazoa, Chordata, Actinopteri, Gobiiformes, Gobiidae. The record is from the annotation of a GenBank genome assembly.
AUGGGUUGUACGGUGAGCGCAGAAGAUAAGGCCGCCGCGGAGAGGUCCAAAAUGAUUGACAAAAACCUGCGAGAGGAUGGCGAGAAGGCGGCCAGAGAGGUCAAGUUACUGCUACUGGGUGCUGGAGAGUCCGGGAAGAGCACCAUUGUCAAGCAGAUGAAGAUCAUUCAUGAAGACGGAUACUCAGAAGACGAGUGUAAACAGUACAGAGCUGUGGUCUACAGUAACACCAUCCAGUCCAUCAUGGCCAUCGUCAGGGCGAUGGCGUCACUCAAGAUCGACUACAGCGACGCGGCCAGACAAGACGAUGCUCGGCAGCUCUUCGUGUUGGCCGCCACAGCAGAGGAGAAGGACAUCCUGCCCGAUGACCUCGCCUGCGUGAUCCGACGACUGUGGGCCGACGCUGGGAUCCAGAGCUGCUUCACGCGCUCACGAGAGUACCAGCUCAACGACUCGGCCGCAUAUUACCUGAACGACCUGGAGAGGAUAGCCAAAGAAGACUACAUCCCCACCCAGCAGGACGUCCUCAGAACCAGGGUCAAAACCACUGGGAUCGUGGAGACUCACUUCACCUUCAAAGAGCUGCACUUCAAGAUGUUUGAUGUGGGAGGCCAGCGCUCUGAGAGGAAGAAGUGGAUCCACUGCUUCGAGGGCGUCACAGCCAUUAUCUUCUGCGUGGCUCUGAGCGCGUAUGACCUGGUGCUGGCCGAAGACGAGGAGAUGAAUCGGAUGCACGAGAGCAUGAAGCUGUUCGACUCCAUCUGCAACAACAAGUGGUUCACAGAGACGUCCAUCAUCCUCUUCCUCAACAAGAAGGACCUGUUUGAGGAGAAGAUCACACUCAGCCCACUCUCCAUCUGCUUCCCGGAGUACACCGGAGCGAACAAGUUUGACGAAGCGGCCAGUUACAUCCAGACCAAGUUUGAGGAUCUGAACAAGAAAAAGGACACAAAAGAGAUUUACACUCACUUCACCUGCGCCACCGACACCAAGAACGUGCAGACUGCGGCCUCUUCUAAAGGACAACAGCUGGCACACGGACUGCACAAGAGGCUGCGAGAACCAUGA